Molecule: messenger RNA, 4583 nt
Organism: Mugil cephalus (flathead mullet)
Lineage: Eukaryota; Metazoa; Chordata; Actinopteri; Mugiliformes; Mugilidae
Gene: tmcc1a
Product: transmembrane and coiled-coil domain family 1a
Exons: 8
Coding region: 454-2532 (692 amino acids)
Cellular component (GO): endomembrane system
Source: RefSeq, a predicted model, not a curated record
GGAGGGCGGACCGUGCGUGCGGCGGACGGACGCCACCACUCGGAGGAGGUGCAGAAGCCCUCUGGACACUGGUAUCCGCUCCUCACACCCUUACCUGUGGGCCCGAUGUAGCUGAUUGUCAUCUCCUCUGCAAUGAAGAGAAGCUGCUCCAUCGUCACAAAAAUGGACUGAAGGUAAUCCAGAAGAGUGAGUCACACUAGGAUGACAGCUGGGCUGAUGACCAGCAUGGCUACUUGUUCCUGAAUCAAAGAUGCAUGCUCCCUCUUUGGAUCCAUCCCUCUGACCACCAAUGAGCCGAUCCAACCUUCCAUCAGUCCCAUCUCCACCUCCACUGUUCCCUAUUUUUUCAUCCCCUCUCCCUCACUGAGCCCCUCUGACCUACUGCAUGCCUGACAGAUAGACAGAGAGAAGGAUUUGUAGGCUAUUUGAUUGGACAAUUCCUCCCCGCUAUUCAUGAAGUGUCAGCAGGAACAAAUGCAGCACGGGGACGACAGUCAAAGGGAGCCAGAGUGGGUGGAGCCCAGUUCAGGUCCUGGAUUUAGAGGAGUUUCAGGGGGGUCACAAGGUCCAGGGUUGAAGAGGGCCUCAUCCCAGUCAGAGCACCCUUCCUUCAGUAAGAUGAGCCAGAACGCCAGGGAGAGCAUGGGGGUUCUUGGCCAGGGUUUGAAACAGCUGUUCCAGCAACAGCGCAAACGUCUCUCCCUCUCUCGCUCCACCAUCACCUCCUCAUCUUCCUCAUCAUCUUCCUCUGUGGUGUCAGCAGGUGGAACGUGCCCCUCUGCCCCCGAGGACGCGUCGGGGUCCUGCUUUUAUGACUCUGACCGUGUCUCUGCUCAUGUGGUUCCUUCUGCAGCUGGCUUGGGCUCAGCUGCUGCGGGCAUGAUGAGGCGUGGGACCAGCCUGCAGAGCCGCCGCAGUAAGGGGUCCGGGUCGGUAUCGGUAUCUGGGAGCGGAGACCGGGAUCCCCUACUGAGAGGUAGCCCCCAGGCCCCGCACCGCAGAUACACCCAUGAUCCGCAGCAGCACACCAGCCGCCCGCGCUCCUCCUCCACCACCGACACCACACCCAGCAGCCCUGCCCCCGGCGGUGAUGUGGUGCUGUCGUCAGGGUACCAGUCUACGGAGGAGACGGACAGGAUUGACCGGCUGGAGGUGAGCGGGCUGGGUCAGACGCCGCUGGCUGUUUCGUGUGGGGCGGACGGCUCGUUUCCCGGGGGCGACGAUGGCACCCCAGACCCUCAGCGCACCAAGCAGGCUAUUUCCCAGCUGCAGCAGAAAAUCCUUAAGCUCACGGAGCAGAUUAAGAUCGAGCAGACAGCCAGGGAUGACAACGUCGCAGAAUACCUCAAACUGGCCAACAAUGCCGACAAACAGCAAAGCACACGCAUCAAACAGGUUUUUGAGAAAAAGAACCAGAAGUCGGCGCAGACCAUCCAGCAGCUGCAAAGGAAACUGGAGCACUACCACCGGAAGCUUCGGGAAGUGGAGCACAACGGUAUCCCGCGGCAACCCAAGGAUGUUCUGCGGGACAUGCAGCAGGGCCUGAAGGAUGUCGGAGCCAAAGUCACAGGCUUCAGCGAGGGCGUGGUGGACAGCGUCAAAGGAGGCCUGUCCAGCUUCUCGCAGGCCACCCACUCGGCCGCCGGCGCCGUCGUCUCCAAACCUCGGGAGAUCGCCUCUCUUUUCCGCAACAAAUUCGGCAGCGCUGACAACAUCCCCUCGCUGAAAGACUCUCUGGACGACCCCUCCGUGGAAGAAGCUGUGACAAGCGGACGUUCUCUGGGCAGCGCUGGUCAUCACCUCCAGUCUAGCCCCAAGUACGGCAGCGAGGACGACUGCUCCAGCGCCACAUCAGGAUCAGCAGGCGCCAACAGCACCACCGGCGCCCCCGGAGGUCCCCCCAGUUCUAAGGGCAAUACGCUGGAGAGGAGCCAAAGCUCCAGCCUGGACAUGCUGCUGCAGGAGGUGCAGGAGUUGAGGGAGGGCCAGGCAAGGCUAGAAGAGAACCUGGACGGAUUGAAGAGCCACUACCAGAGAGACUACACAGUUGUUAUGCAAGCACUGCAGGAGGAGCGCUUCAGGUGUGAGCGUCUGGAGGAACAGCUGAACGAUCUGACAGAGCUUCACCAGAACGAGAUCCUCAACCUCAAACAGGAGCUGGCCAGCAUGGAGGAGAAGAUCGCGUACCAGUCCUACGAGAGAGCCAGAGACAUCCAGGAGGCGUUGGAGGCUUGUCAGACAAGGAUCUCUAAGAUGGAGCUCCAGCAGCAGCAGCAGCAGGUCGUCCAGUUGGAGGGUCUGGAAAACGCCACAGCCCGGACCCUCCUGGGAAAACUUAUCAACGUGCUGCUGGCCCUCAUGGCCGUCCUCCUGGUCUUUGUCUCCACCGUGGCCAACUGCGUGGUCCCCCUGAUGAAGACGCGCUCCCGCUCCCUGUCCACCCUCCUCCUCAUCCUCCUGCUGGCCUUCCUGUGGAGGAACUGGGACGCGCUCUCGGGGUACACGCACCGCGCCCUGCAGCCCCCGGGAUGACCAGAUCGAGAGUCGGUGCAUUUUGCUUCGGUGACGCCGUGCGACGUCGCGGCGUGCGGGAGGUUUGGAGAGCGUGGCUGCCGUUAAGAAGGCUGCGUGGCCGUGCGCUGAAGCUUCGACCAGGCACGUUCAGACCCAACCUUGCUUUCGAGAUGAAAAGGAGGAAACUGAGUGAAGUUGAGGACACUUGCAUUUACGAAGGAUGAGACUGUUUACAUUUUUGAAAAUGGACUAUCGUGUUGUCUCACAGAAUGCAGCAUUUUACUGUUUUUAUCUUUAGGGUUUAAUCAAUUAUAAUAUUAUUUCUAAUAAUAUUAUUUUUAUUUUCAAUGUUAUUUUAUUCAGUACCAUGUAGCAUUACGCUCCCCUGACACCACAUGAAGGGGAGUUUAGUCAGGAAACUGGGCCGGCGCGUCGCCCCACAAGGCCCAGUCUAAUUGUAGAGACGUGCAAAUGUGAGAAUGUGGUUGAUUGCCUUUAGGAAGAGAACUCUUACCUAGCUGUGAUUGGUAGAUUUGAACCAAGGCUGAAAACCUUCCUGGGAGUUGCUCCUUUCUUGCUGUGAUGAAAUUUGUUCAGACGGAACACUUUGAAUGACUGAACAUGACUUUGGAGCGUCAUGACUAUGGACACUUUGUGCUUCCUUAGCAUUACUAAUAGCAAAUAUCACAAGCUUUUAAUUAUGUCGUUUUUUGUUUAGGUUAAACAAGACAAACUGUGUUAAAAUGGGGAGAUUGUGAAUGACACACAAAGACUCUAGAGGUGAAAGCUAUGGAGGGUUGCUUACCAUAGAAAACAGCACAGAAACACUGAGAACAUCUGGCUACUGUCAAGUAUCUGCCAUAUUUGCAGCAUGGAUACAUGUGGGCUGCAUGUCGUCAUUAAGAAAAUUACUGAAGAACCCGUUUUGCUUUUAAAAGCAAUGACAAAGAGCCGUUGUCCAAGUAAAAUGAAUUUGCCAGGAUAAUUGGCUCCCCUUACGCCAUACUUGAUGUGAUCAGGUUAGGAAAGAGAGACCACUGGUGCUCAUCCAGCUCUAUCUCAGUUGGAUCAGGAAUGCUGCUGCUUCAUAUCUACAGUCCAAGUCGUCUCCACUGCCAUGCCAGUCAGAUGCACACUGCCUGUAAGUGAUAUUGUACUACUACUAACACAUUCUUCCUGUGUAUUAUCUGUGAGGUCGUCCCUUUGUUUUCUACAAGCACUCUUUCUUAAGGUGUAAUCACCCAGUGCCAAACUUUAAUUAACCCCAGGGAUGCCGGAGCACCCAAAGGGUCCAAGCUGAGGGGACAGAAAGAAGGACGAACGUUGCUCAGCAUUUUUUUCCACAUACGCCAUGAAUGUCUUGCCAGGUUGUCAAGGAUGUGUCUUUCUUUCUUUUUUUUUUGGGAGAUGUAACUUUUGCAAGGGAAAAGUUAUUUGCAAUCCGAACAUGACUCGAGGUCAGUUACGUGUUCCUUCAGUGAGUACAGUUAUUAACUGAGCAGCCUGACUAUUUUCCAUACUCUCUGUUUCUCAUCUCGUCAAGGACACUACAAGAUGACCUGGCGCAUUUAAUACCCCCACCCUGCAUUUCAUGCUGAGACGCUGAUUUUCUCGCAGAUAGCGCCGUCAUUUGAACUGUACAGUCGCACUUUAGCACACUGCUAGAUAGCAUGUAGGUCAGGCUGGGGCUUCUUUAAGAGAGACUUCAAAGGUUGUCACUCUUCAGACAGUCGCCCUCAGUGGGAUGAGGAGAGUUGACUCAGGUCAGGAUCACUGUCAUCAUCGUCUAAAGAUAAAAACCUCUCAAAGGAGCUUCUUUCUUGUCUCGUCUAAAUGUCAGUGAACUUGGUUCCUCUCAUGUCAAACAUGCAUUUAAGAUGGUAGCAAGUAGAUUUAUUGAUUUAUUUAAAUUCCACUAUCACGGGUAAAGCAGCUGAGAGUGAGCCGACCUUUGACCUUAGCCUGUCCUUGCAGUAACACCUGUGAUGUAGGGUUGUGUGCUAAACCACUCCAGUGCCUUCUGAUGUCCUUUUCUAAGUGUGGAAUAAAUAAAGUGCAUUCCUGACUAA